Molecule: messenger RNA, 3106 nt
Organism: Procambarus clarkii (red swamp crayfish)
Lineage: Eukaryota; Metazoa; Arthropoda; Malacostraca; Decapoda; Cambaridae
Source: RefSeq, a predicted model, not a curated record
CAUAAUGUGGGUGCUGGUUUACAGCAGUAAAUGCAGUUGUGUACAAAAGUGCUGCAUAUAACUCCUUAUACAAAAACGUUUGACCAUUACCAUAUUUCUAUUAUAACAAUUUUGGCCACAUCCAUAAUACCCCUGUGUUUUAUUAUUCUAUUGCAUUCUCUAGUCUUCCACGUUGGUGGUAAUAUUGAUGAAAAGUAUAUUAACACACAGUACAAUACUGUACAUCACAGCUAAAUUUUUCUAAGUUUGAUUAAAGAAACAUACAAGAAGUUUGUAUAAAAGAACGAGUCUUCAAAGAUGGCUUCGACAUCUGUCACCCAGAAAAUAGAACAAGCAACGGCAGAAACGUUGCCAUCAGAAGAUUGGGGGCUUAAUUUAGAGGUGUGCGACUUGGUCAACGAGUCGGAAGAUGGUCCUCGGGAUGCCAUUAAGGCCAUCAGAAAGCGUCUGGCCACCCAGCCCAAGAACUACACAGUUGUCAUGUACACACUUACAUUGUUGGAGUCGUGCGUCAAAAACUGCGGGAAGCGGUUUCACGUUCAUGCUUGCAGUAAGGACUUUGUGCAGGAUUUAGUAAAGCUCAUUGGUGAGUGUCCCAAGAAUGAGCCUCCUGCUGCUGUGCAGGAAAAGGUUCUCCUCCUCAUCCAAGCUUGGGCAGAUGCCUUCCGUCACCAGCCAGAACUCUCGGGAGUUAGUCAGGUAUAUGCAGAACUCAAGUUUAAAGGUGUUGAAUUCCCCAUGUCCAAUCCGGACACCAUGGCUCCCAUCAUCACCCCGCAGCGAACAGCCACAGCGCCAGAGCCGCGUCCUCCCCGUGUACCCCAAGGAACUGUCACAUCGCCACGUCGCCCCAACCCCCACCAGCCAACGCCAACUCCUGCUGCUCCGGUAACUUUGACGGCUGAACAACGAGCUAAGUUGCACAGUGAGUUGGACGUUGUGGAAGCAAAUGCCAAAGUCCUGGGGGAGAUGCUAGGAGAACUCAGCCCUGGAAAGGAACACCAAGAUGACCUACAGUUAUUGCAGGAGCUACAUGCAACCUGUCGAGCAAUGCAGCAACGAGUGGUCGAACUGGUGGGUCGAGUCAGCGAUGACAUUCUCACUGCUGAUCUCUUACGUAUCAAUGAUGACCUUAAUAACCUCUUCCUUAGAUAUGAUCGUCACAUGAACAAGGUGAAAGGUAUCGGUAGUCCCACAAAAUCUCCACCGCAACUUCCUCUUGAGUCCCAACAGCCUUCAGAGCCACAACGCCCUUCACAGCCACAACCUGAGGUGUCCCUAAUAGACCUUGCCGAUGAUCCACCCUCUGCACAGCUGGCAUCAUUAACUGUAGGAAAUUCUCCAAAAGCGAAGAAAAACGAAGAUGCUGACUUUGAUAUGUUUGCUCAGUCCCGAACAGCUACUUACGAAAACACCAAGACUAGUGGCAGCACAUACCAGGACAACAUUGAAAUAGACGUGUCUUCGGUGCCCCCGAGCCGUGCAGCACAGUUGAGAAAUAACCCACAGCAGCUGUGGCAACUUAAAGACAGUGACUUUGAUGAGAUGGAGGCGUGGCUGAACGAACAACCAGCUGAUGCCAAGUCUGGAGCAGGUGCACGAGAAGAGACCAUUUCAUCCUCCGAGUUCGACCGAUUCUUGGCAGAACGAGCAGCAGCAGCUGAUGCACUACCAACCAUCACAGCUGCAACAGGAUCCUCAGGCCCGCGUCAACGAACAAUGGCUCGUGAUGAAAAAGACAAUCAGAUGUUUGCGCUUUAAAAUAAAUGUGAUACAAGAAAAACCAAAAUUACACAGCUUUUGACCUAAAUAUGGGUUUAAGCCAUGGUGGGACCCAAGGCUAAAGUAGCCUUGGCCCGCACGUGGAUGCUUGAAUGUAAAGAAUACUUAAGCAACUUGCAGCUCGAUGUGCUCGAUGUGCACAUCGAUGUGCGCAUCAAAACAUGAUGCUCGAUGUGCUUCAUGUUUCACUUCAUAACAAGUCUGCCAUAACAGUAAACUGCUUCAUGGUGAGUCUGGUUCAGCUGAUGACCUUGAAGCAUCCCAGACCAUAUCAUCCGAUAUAUAUAUAUCAUGUUCCAUGAUGAAUAAUAAUGCUGACACUACUGUAAUGCAGUAAUUAUUGUAAUAACCAUGGUAAAUGUUAAGCAGCUGAUGCCACAUACUAGAUAACUAUUUAUUCUUUGACACAUAAUUUAAAAAUCAUUCUUUAAAUUAUACUUGCAAACUACAGUACCACAUUUGCCGACUUAAAUUAUCUACAAAAAUUAUAAGUAUAUAUCAGGUAUGUGAUGUUUACUAUAACAUACUUUUUUUUACAAAAUAAUAUAAUGCAAACUCUUUAAGUACUAUACUAUAUUAUAUUAGAAAUUGAUAAAAUUUCUUCAUGUAAGCAAUGUAUACAACUUUAUUUUAAAUGAUUUUGGUAAUAAGUAUUAAGUUAUAUAGAUUUAUGUAUGCACUGUACAGUAAAUAGAUAUAGAUCUAUAUUGAUUUGCUCUAUAGCAAAAGAGGUCUAUAGAUAUAAUUCAGGCAUAUAGAUCUCAAUUUGAAUAUAAUGUACAUUGUAUACAGAUAUAGAUCUAUGUAUAUGUUCUGCACAUUGGUACAGUAUAUAGAUCUGUAUUGAUACACUAUAUUGAUCAAUGUAUGUAUGCCAUGUAUAUGCUAUAUUAAUCUGAAGGUGGAAUUUUAUUUGAAAUGCAUUUUAUUUUUUGAGAGUUGGAGCAUGUGAUAACUUCAUUGCUUGUAUCCCUACUCAGUCAGGUGUUUGAGACAUGAUCCUCCUUGUCAGUGUCAAGACAGUUCAUGGAGGCUUCCUGCUGGUGUAUGUAUUUCCUUGUGCCUUUUCUUCAUUCCAGUUUACUUGUGGUACUUACAUUCUUCACCAACUGAAAGCACUUUGACUGGCCCUCUGCGUCUAGUCAUUUCCUUGCUCUAUACACUAUUCACAACAUGGUAUGUUGUUUGAGUAAUUUCUUUCCUUUAAAUUUGGAAGAAUGUUUAUAUAAUAAGUCUCAUUUUCUACUGAAUGACAACUUUCUUUGCUGAUCUCUCUCGAGGGUGAAAGUACUUCACUGCAAUUAAAUAAAUAGCGUUCAAAAUA